CCACUAUUGGUCUAAAUCUUAUGGGAUUCAUAAAGUGGAAAUGAUUGGUAUUUAUAUGUUAGAGUUUGCACAAUAUUUUUGCAAAUGAGCCUGCAUCAAUUCAAAAUGUGGUAAAACUGAUGGGAUUUGUAUUGGAUCUACCUAAACUAAGUCAUCAAAUUACAAGAAGAAAAGAAAAUUUGCAAACAUGGAUGCUUUUGAAGAAUCAAAGAAAGAUAUGAAUAUUUGGAGAUUAUUUUCGCAGUCUUCUGCAGCCAUUUUUCUACAUGGGUUUUCUGCUUCUUCACACCUAAUUUUUUUAUUAAUUUUAUCCACUUCUUGGGUUUGCAAGAGAUGCAGGAUGCCUAACCUUGAGAAUUCAAAAUCAGCAUUGAAGAAUUCAUACAUUUUAUACUAUUGGGCAGCCCUAAUAUCUUGCAUGAGUCUAUCUUUUUGUGAUCUACUCCUAUACGUGUUAAACUACCUCUCUGUGUAUAAACGUGGUUGGUCUGAUUUAAAGAUUGUUGCCCAAUUGGACUUUACAUUCAGAACACUUACUUGGUUUGUAAUCUCUGCUUACUUGCACAUCCAAUGUUCUCAUUCAAGUGAGCGCAAGUUUCCCAUUCUACUAAGGAUUUGGUGGGCCUUCUACUUCCUAAUGUCUUGUUCCUUUCUUGUUAUACUUCUUGAUUUGUAUUGGAAAUAUUCAUCCUUACCAUUACUACUAUGGGUUUCUAAUGUUGUAUCCAUUAUUACUGGUUUGUUCUUUUGUUAUGCUGGGUUAUUUGGCAAAGGACGAGAAGAUAUAUAUUUCCAUUUCUUGGAGCCUCUUUUGAAAACUAGUUCUAGUCAAAACAAUAGUGACGAUAAACAAGGACCAUGUAUCGGUGGAGAAAAUGUAAUUCCUUAUGAAAAUGCCAAUCUUAUUAGUACUUUUACUUUUGCUUGGAUUUACCCGUUGCUUGCACUCGGGUAUAAAAAAACAUUGGACCUCGAAGAUGUUCCUCGACUUGCCAAUUGUGAUAGCGCCAAUGUGGUCUUUGCUCAUUUUAAAAGUAAACUUAAAUUUGAUCAUGGUAAUGGUGGUCAGAUAAGCACACACAAUCUGGUUAAGGCAUUGAUUUUCUUAAUGUGGAAAGAAAUACUAUGGACUGGUCUACUCUCUAUUGUUUGCACAUUGGCUUCGUAUGUUGGGCCUUACCUUAUUGAUGCCUUUGUUCAGUAUCUCAAUAGCUCCCACGCACCAAAAUAUAAAGACUAUGCACUGGUGUUCAUUUUCUUUCUUGCAAAGCUCAUAAGGGGACUUUCAGAUAGACACUUGUUCUUUCAAUUGCGAAAGAUGGCAAUUAGGGUUCGUACUGCCUUAUUUGCAAUAAUCUAUAAGAAGAGUCUCAAGCUUUCUAGCCAUGCAAAGCAGAGCCACACUAGUGGGGAGAACAUUAACUUGAUAUGUGUUGAUGUUGAGAGGAUUGCAUUUUUCAGUUGGUACUUGCAUGAUAUAUGGCGGGUGCCUAUUCAAAUUGUUCUAGCAUUGUUGAUCUUGUACAUGAACCUUGGGCUUGCUUCACUUGUAUCUUUUGUUGUCAUAAUGAUUUUGAUGUUAGCAAAUAUUCCAGUGGGAAAACUACAAGAGAAAUUUCAAGCGGAAUUAAUGGAUUCAAAGGAUCGAAGGAUGAAGGUAACAUCUGAGGCUUUGAGGAAUAUAAGAAUUCUCAAGCUCCAGGGUUGGGAGAUGAAAUUUAUGGCAAAGAUAAUCAAGCUCAGGAAAUUUGAAACAAGAUGGCUAAAAAAGUUACUUUAUACCUUGGCUAUGACUUCGUUCUUUUUCUUGUCUGCUCCCAUGUGUGUAUCUGUGGUUACUUUUGGGUUCUGUGUGCUUAUGGGAAUUCCACUAGAGUCGGGGAAGGUUCUAUCUGCAAUUUCAACAUUUGAGAUAUUGCAGGUACCCAUUUAUAAUCUCCCAGACACAAUCUCUAUGAUAGUUCAGACUAAAGUUUCUCUUAAUAGGAUAGUCUCAUUCCUCUGUCUUGAUGAUCUUCAUCCGAAUAUAGUACAAAAGCUUUCAAGAGAUGGUUCUGAUGUUGCAGUUGAGAUAGUCAAUGGGAAUUUCUCUUGGGACCUUUUCUCCCCUAAUAUAACAUUAAAAAAUCUUAAUUUUCAAGUGUACCAAGGUAUGCAAGUGGCUGUAUGUGGUUCUAUUGGGUCAGGUAAGUCAAGCCUACUUUCAUGCAUAUUGGGGGAAAUGCCGAAAAUAUCUGGAGCCAUUAAGUUGAAUGGGACGAAGGCCUAUGUUGCACAAUCACCUUGGAUACAGAGUGGCAAGAUCAUAGACAAUAUAUUGUUUGGUAAGGAGAUGGAGGAGGAAAGGUACGAGAUGAUCCUUGAAGCAUGUUCGUUGAAGAAGGACCUAGAAUUGUUUGCCUUUGGAGACCAAACUAUCAUAGGGGACAGGGGGGUCAACUUAAGUGGUGGGCAGAAACAAAGAAUUCAGAUUGCACGUGCUUUGUACAAUGAUGCUGAUAUUUAUUUGCUUGAUGAUCCUUUUAGUGCUGUGGAUGCUCACACAGGAACUCACCUAUUUAAGGAGUGUUUGCUGGGAAUUUUGAAUUCAAAAACAGUAAUUUAUGUUACACACCAAGUAGAGUUUUUACGUUCUGCUGAUCUUAUUCUGGUUAUGAGAAAUGGAAUGAUUACUCAAGCAGGAAAGUAUGAAGAAAUUCUUAGUUCAGGAACUGACUUUAUGGAGUUAAUGGAUCCACAGAAGAAAGCUUUAGCAAAACUUAAUUCUAUUGAUCGUGAGGCUAUUUUGGAUAAUUUAGUUAAUGGUGAGGAAGAUGGUGAUAUAUUGUGUAGUGAGAAAUCUAUUCAAGAUGAUGAGGAAAGGGACCCCAAAAAUUACAAAACAGAUAAACUAAUUGGGCCAGAAGGGCAGCUUGUCCAAGAAGAAAAGAGAGAAAAGGGUGAAGUUAGUCUUUCAGUUUACUGGAAAUAUAUUACUACUAUAUAUAAAGGGGCUUUAAUACCGCUGAUAUUGUUGGCACAUAUUUUUUUUCAUCUUCUCUUAAUAGUCAGUUGUUACUGGAUGGUGUUGGCUACUCCCGUUUCAAAUGACGUGAGACCUUAUGUUUCAGGAUCCACUCUCAUCUUUGUUUAUGUUGCUUUGACCUUUGGAAGCUCUUUUUGUGUACUUAUAAGGUCCAUGCUCAUUGUAACUGUUGGGUGCAAGACUGCCAAUCUGCUCUUCAACAAAAUGCAUUCGUGUAUUUUUCGUGCACCACUGUCAUUUUUUGAUUCUACUCCAAGUGGAAGGAUUCUAAAUCGGGCAUCCAUAGAUCAAAGUGUAGUUGAUACCUCUAUUCCACAUCAAAUUGAAGAACUUCUUAUCUCAAUCAUAGGAUUUUUGGGAGCUACUGCAGUAAUGUCACAGGUUGCAUGGAAAAUGUUAAUAGUUUUUAUUCCGAUGACGGUGACUUGCAUUUGGUACCGGCAAUUCUACAUAUUUGCAGCCCGAGAGUUAUCACGGCUGGUCGGAGUGUGCCAAGCUCCAAUUAUACAGCAUUUAGCUGAAUCUAGUUUAGGUUUAACUACAAUCAGAUGCUUCAAUAAAGAAAAGAGGUUUAUGGACACAAACUUCAAGCUGGUAGAUGCGUAUUCCCGACCCAAAUUUUAUUUCUCUGGUGCAGUUGAGUGGUUAUGCUUCCGCAUGGAUAUGUUGGCAUCAAUCACAUAUGUCAUCUUUUUGAUUUUUUUGAUCUUAGUGCCAAAGGGAGUACUCAGUCCUGGUGUUGUGGGUUUAGCAGUCACAUAUGGGCUUAGUUUAAGUAUGCAGGGGGUUGUCUGGGAUCUUAGUAGUCUUGAGAACAAAAUGAUAUCUGUUGAGAGAAUACUACAAUAUGCCUGCAUCCCUAGUGAACCUCCUCUGUCGGUCAAAGAAAAUAUGCUAGGUCGUGAAUGGCCUUCACAAGGGAAAAUUGAUAUUGUUGAUCUGCAGGUCCGGUAUGCCCCACACCUUCCUCUUGUCUUGCGAGGUCUCACAUGCACUUUCCCUGGAGGGAUGAAUAUUGGCAUCGUUGGUCGAACAGGAAGUGGUAAAUCAACUCUCGUACAAACUCUCUUCCGCAUUCUUGAACCUACAAUUGGUCAAAUUUUGAUAGAUGGUAUCAACAUAUCUAAAAUUGGUCUUCAUGACUUGCGAUCGAGAUUGAGUAUCAUCCCGCAGGACCCAAUAAUGUUUGAGGGGACUCUAAGAAGUAAUCUUGACCCACUUGAAGAGUAUACUGAUGAACAGAUCUGGGAGGCUUUAGAUAGAUGCCAACUUGGUGAUAAAAUUCGAAAGGAGGAAGGGAAGCUUGAUUCUGCAGUGAUUGAGAAUGGAGAAAAUUGGAGCAUGGGUCAAAGGCAACUAGUUUGUUUAGGGCGGGUAUUACUCAAGACGAGCAAAGUGUUAGUACUUGAUGAAGCUACUGCGUCAGUAGAUACUGCAACUGACCAUUUAAUUCAUCAAACGAUUAGAAAACACUUCUCAGGAUCUACUAUCAUCACAAUUGCACAUAGGAUAACAUCAAUUCUUGAUAUUGAUAUGGUCCUCCUUCUCGAUAAUGGCAUUAUACUGGAAUAUGAUUCCCCAGCUAAAUUAUUAGAGGUCAAGUCUUCAUCAUUUGCAAAGCUUGUUAAUGAGUAUACUCAAAGAUGUAGUUCCUAAUUU
This is a messenger RNA of Telopea speciosissima, 4684 nucleotides long. Its product is annotated as ABC transporter C family member 3-like. NCBI's taxonomy places the organism in Eukaryota, Viridiplantae, Streptophyta, Magnoliopsida, Proteales, Proteaceae. Bases 188 to 4681 code for a protein of 1497 amino acids. The transcript is spliced from 10 exons. Gene Ontology annotation, molecular function: ATP binding; ABC-type transporter activity; ATP hydrolysis activity. Gene Ontology annotation, cellular component: vacuolar membrane; plant-type vacuole. Gene Ontology annotation, biological process: transmembrane transport. The record is from RefSeq and is a predicted model, not a curated record.